CCCCUUUUACAAUCAAAUACACGGAAAAAAAAAUAACACUGCGCUCGCUUGAGGUUGGUUGCCCUUGCCAAUUUUGUGAAUCCCACAACCAAAAGAGAGGAGGAAAAAAAAACUUUUCAAUCGUCGAGAGAAACGAACGAAAAUGCAGCAGCAAGGGAAGAGUAGUGGAUCUGAGAUGGAGGUGACUUGGCAGGACCAGCAGAACAUUAAUACCUUCAGCCGCUUCAACAAUCGAUUCCAUGAACUCGAAGACGAAAUCAAAUUCGCCAAGGAGAAGUGUGAUAAUCUGGAGGACGCAGGGAACGAGCUGAUCCUUGCUGAUGAGGAGAUGGUGCGGUUUCAGAUCGGAGAAGUCUUUGCUCAUGUGCCCAAGGAUGAGGUGGAAACAAGGAUUGAAGAGAUGAAAGAGGCCACCUGCAAAUCCCUUGAGAAGCUCGAGCAAGAGAAGGAAUCACUCGUCUCACAAAUGGCUGAGCUUAAGAAGGUGUUGUAUGCUAAGUUCAAGGAUUCUAUCAACCUUGAAGAAGAUUGAUCGAAUCAUACAUUGCUUCCAACCAGCUUUGUGUUUCUUUCUCCAUUACUCUCUGUGUAACCGAGUGUAAAACAUUGUUUUUUUAGAACGAUAUACAUUUUCGUUUGCAUUAA
Raphanus sativus (radish) is the source of this 645-nucleotide messenger RNA. Its product is annotated as prefoldin subunit 4. Gene Ontology annotation, biological process: protein folding. Lineage: Eukaryota; Viridiplantae; Streptophyta; Magnoliopsida; Brassicales; Brassicaceae. The record is from RefSeq and is a predicted model, not a curated record. Gene Ontology annotation, cellular component: cytoplasm; prefoldin complex. The coding region runs from base 143 to 532 and encodes 129 amino acids. The transcript has 3 exons.